AUGAAUUCAGCUGCCAGUCCUGCCCAAGCUACGAGUGGUCCCGCCUGGAAUGAGCCCUCCUGCUUCACGCGGCAGCUGGUCUCCCUCCAAUGGCACGAGACGCCCACCAUCAUCGUGGGGGCGCUGGCCGCCCUGGGCUUCCUCAGCACCCUGGCCAUCCUGGCCAUCUUCUGGAGGCACUUCAUGGUUCACUCGGCUGGCGGCCCCACAUGCUUCCUGAUGCAGGUGCUGCUGGUGGUGGACACAAUGGUCUCCUUGUACGUGGGGCCGCCCACCACUUGCCUCUGCCGCCAGGCACUGUCCUCCCUCUGCUUCACCCUCUGCAUCUCCUGCUCCUUCCAGAUCAUCUGCAUCUUCAAGGUGGCCGGUCGCCUCCCCCGUGCCUACAGUGACCGGGUCCGCUUGCAUGGGCCCUAUGUCUUUGUGGGGUCCAUCAUGAAACUCAAGAUGGUCAUUUUGGUAGGCAACAUGCUGACUAGGACCCCCAGAAUUAGCACGUGCACUGACCCUAAGGACCCCAAGAUCAUGAUCCUCUCCUGCAACCUCAACUACCGCAAGCAGCUGCUGGUCAACACCAGCCUGGACCUGCUUCUCUCUAUCACGGGCUUCAGCUUUGCCUACAUGGACAAGGACUACAACGAGGCCAAGUUCACCUUCUGCAUGACCUAUUCAGCUGUCACCCUGGGCACCUUCAUGUCUGUCUACAAGGGGGUGCUGGUCACCUUCCUAGACCUCUUGGUCAUGUGCUCAACCUCUUGGCCAUCAGCCUGGGCUAUUUCGGCCCCAAGUACCACAUGA
Talpa occidentalis (Iberian mole) is the source of this 798-nucleotide messenger RNA. It is a transcript of the gene TAS1R2, whose product is annotated as taste 1 receptor member 2. The record is from RefSeq and is a predicted model, not a curated record. Gene Ontology annotation, molecular function: sweet taste receptor activity; G protein-coupled receptor activity. Lineage: Eukaryota; Metazoa; Chordata; Mammalia; Eulipotyphla; Talpidae. Gene Ontology annotation, biological process: sensory perception of sweet taste; G protein-coupled receptor signaling pathway. Gene Ontology annotation, cellular component: sweet taste receptor complex; membrane.